AUGAGCUGGGGAGCCAACCAGUCAACCAAGGGUGAUCCUAAAGCCCCAGGACCUGCAGGUUCUUUGGUCAGCUGCAGAUGGAAUCAAGAAGCCUCUGCCAAGAAGAGGAGAGAGCUUCCUGCCAGGGCACCCCCAAGCUAUGAAGCUCACAUGCUUCUGCGCCUGCGGGCACAACAGGGUCCACGCAAAGAAAACUGGCCUCAUCCUCCACCCUACCUUGCUCCUCCCUCUUAUGAGGCUUCCCACCAUAGAGUGCAGCCCCAGCAACGGGUAGGCAAGUCAGAUUCAACAGGGAAGCUCAUCCAAAGUGGAGCUGCUAAGAAACACCGAGAGAGAGAAGCGGGCUGUGAGUCAGAGCCCUUGACUCACACACCUGGGAGGAAGGCAGGCAGGUGGCACACUAAAAUGCCAGGCAGUUGGAGUUACCUUUCAAGAGCCAGAACGUGGGGUGGCCCAAGAAUGCAGUUGGAGAAGGCCAGCUCCCCAUCCCAUUUGGGCUCUGACUGGGGCAUGAGUCCCCAACACCGAAGUCAUACCCUUCCUCUGGUGAAUAAGAGGAGCCAGGUCAUGACACUGCCCUGCCAUCCUUCCCAACACACCCUUCCUGCUGGAUGGGGCUUUAGCCAUGCAGCCGGUUGGUGUGGAUCCAAGAGGGAUGGGAGCAGAGCAAAAGAGAAACGCUGCCAAGACUUCUACCCUAGGUGGAAGGAACCAAGCCCUUCCAGGAAACUUGCAGGGAGUCAGCCAGCUUUGUCCAAGUCCAUGCCCCGAAGGCACAGGGGUCUAUUUGUAAUUGACGCCACUUGUGUGGUGAUCCAGGCUCACUACAUUCCAUCACCCCGAAUGGAGCAAGUCUGCUACCUGGCCCAGGGAGAGGCAGGUACCACAAACCCCCCCACAUCUCCUGGCUCUCCAGGCCCUACCUCAAUGGAGGAACGGGCUGCUCACAUACUAGGCCUCCCCUUGCAUGAGUUGGGGGUCACAGAGGCAGAGCAGGGAAUUAUGGCACCCAGGAUCUCCGGAGUAGAGAAUGGUGCUAUGCCUGGGGACAGUUCUGGGAGAAAGAAGGUGAAGAGGGUGACUUCUGCUCCAGGCAGUCCUAGGAAGCUUUCUGGACCCCCAACCCCAAACCAUUCCCAGGUUGGGCCUGCAAAGCAGGAGCCAACCUACCUGGAAGAGAAAAGGUCUCCGGCAUCCCCUUGCCCAAGAAGCCAUGGCCUGCCAAAAAGGAAAGAAGAGCCAGGGAUUUCUGCCCAAAGGCAGUCCUAUAUUUGCGACCUGAAGGAAGCCAUGUCAAGGAUCCGCCGACACACAGCCCCAGACUCAGACACAGAUGAGGAGCUGGAGAAGGAGUGGCAGCCCACCUGUGAGCGAUCGUCGUGGGGAGGAAGGUUGAACCAAGAGGUGCUCAUGUGCAGAAGCACCAGCAGCAGCAGUCUAGACAGCAGCAGCUCCAAUGCCACAGUAGUGCCAGGAAAUGCCACUCCUGGCUGGAGACCCAGGCCACAGACUCAAAGGGCAACUACAAGCAGGGAGGGGUCAGGCCCAGCCAAGGAAUGAAGACUGGCGAGAAGUGAAAUUCCAACACAGAUCAGCGAUGAUAAACGUUUUGAACUCUGCAUGUCAAAAAUUCAGCAAAUGCCUAAAUGGUAUGUCACCCCCACCCAACAAUUCUCUAUUUCCUCCCCACCCAUCUAGGACAUUCUGAAGAGUGGCAGUGGUGGGAUUCAGCCAGUUCGCAACUAUUCGGGAGAACCGGUUGUAAACUUUCUA
Thamnophis sirtalis is the source of this 1773-nucleotide messenger RNA. RefSeq names its product dendrin (gene DDN). The record is from RefSeq and is a predicted model, not a curated record. NCBI's taxonomy places the organism in Eukaryota, Metazoa, Chordata, Lepidosauria, Squamata, Natricidae.